GCUCUGCCUGAUGGAGAUGAACCAGGAGGAACUGGCCGACACACUGUGGGCCGGAUCUGCUGUUGUCGAGUGCCAAUGUAAAAUCAAGUCUCAUUUGAAGAAGAAGUUCAGACGUGUGUUUGAGGGAAUCCCUAAAGCAGGACAGCCAACAGGUCUGAAUGACUUCUACACAGAGCUCUUCAUCACAGAGAGAGGCAGUGGAGAGGUCAACAAGGAACAUGAGAUCAGACUGAUUGAAACAUCUUCCAGGAAACCAGCCAAGGAGGAAACACCAAUCAGAUGUGAAAACAUCUUUAAACCCUUACCUGGACAAAAUCAACCGAUAAGAACAAUAAUGACAACUGGAGUGGCCGGCAUUGGUAAAACCAUCUUGACGAACAAGUUCACUCUGGACUGGGCUGAAGGCAAAGCCAACCAUGACAUACACUUCACAUUUCUCCUCACUUUCAGAGAGCUGAAUUUACUGAAAGAGAGAGAGUUUAGCUUGGUGGAACUCCUUCAUCACUUCUUCAUCGAGACCAAAGAAGCAGGAAUCUGCAGAUUCCACCGGUUCCAAGUUGUCUUCAUCUUGGAUGGUCUGGAUGAAUGUCGUCUUCCUCUGAACUUUCAGAAAAACCCGAUCUGGACUGAUGUCACAAAGUCCACCUCGGUGGACGUGCUGCUGACAAACCUCAUCAGGGGCGUCCUGCUUCCCUCCGCUCUCAUCUGGAUAACCACACGCCCUGCGGCAGCCAAUCAGAUCCCUGCUGAGUGUGUUGACAUGGUGACAGAGGUGAGAGGGUUCACCGACCCACAGAAGGAGGACUACUUCAGGAAAAGAUUUGAAGAGGAGACACUGGCCAACACAAUCAUCUCCCACCUUAAGAAAUCACGAAGCCUCCACAUCAUGUGUCACAUCCCAGUCUUCUGUUGGAUCACUGCUACAGUUCUGGAGGACUGCUUAAAAAAAUCCCAGAUAGGAGAAGAGAUGCCCAAGACUGUGACUCAGAUGUACAGCUACUUCUUGAGGGUUCAGUCCAUACAGGGGGACAGGAAGUACCAUGGGAGAGCUGAAACAGAUACAGACUGGAGUUCAGAGAGCAGGGAGAUGAUUGUUACUCUGGGAAAACUGGCUUUUAACCAGCUGGAGAACGGCAACCUGAUCUUCUACGAGGCAGACCUGGCAGAGUGUGGCAUCGAUAUUAGAGCAGCCUCAGUGCACUCAGGAGUGUUCACCCAGAUCUUUAAAGAGGAGUGUGGGCUGUACCAGGACAAAGUGUUCUGCUUUGUCCAUCUGAGCAUCCAGGAGUUUCUGGCUGCCCUUUAUUACAUUCUGUCUUUCCUUGACAUUGGUGUCAAGCUACUCUCAGAAAAACAACAAACCUACCGGGAACAGGAACUCCUCCUCCUCUACCAGAAAGUUGUGGACAAGGUCUUAAAGAGUGAGAACGGACACCUGGACUUGUUCCUCCGUUUCCUCCUGGGCCUCUCUCUGGAGACCAAUCAGAAUUAUUUACAAGGUCUGCUGGGAAAGACAGGGAGCGGCCCAGUGUUCCAACAGGGAAUAGUCUCAUACAUAAAGGAGAAGAUAAAUGAAGAUCUCUCUCCAGAGAGAAGCAUCAAUCUGUUCCAUUGUCUGAAUGAGCUGAAUGACCGUUCUCUAGUGGAGCAGAUCCAACUGUCCCUGACAUCAGGAAGUCUCUUCAAAAAACGUGUCUCUCCUGCUCAGUGGUCAGCUCUGGUCUUCAUCUUGCUGUCAUCAGAAGAGGAGCUGGAAAAGUUUGACCUGAAGAAAUACUCAGCUUCAGAGGAGGGUCUUCUGAGGCUGCUGCCAGUGGUCAAAGUCUCCAAAACAUCUCUGUUGAAUGGCUGUGAUCUGUCAGAGACAUGCUGUGAAGCUCUGGCCUCAGUUCUCAGCUCCAACUCCUCUAGUCUGAGAGAGCUGGACCUGAGCACCAAUGAUCUGCAGGAUUCAGGAGUGAAGCUGCUCUCUGCUGGACUGGGGAGUCCACACUGUACACUGGAAACUCUCAGGCUGACUGGCUGUCAUCUGUCAGAGAGAUGCUGUGAAGCUCUGGCCUCAGUUCUCAGCUCCAACUCCUCUAGUCUGAGAGAGCUGGAUCUGAGUACCAAUGAUCUGAAGGAUUCAGGAAUGAAGCUGCUCUCUGCUGGACUGGGGAGUCCACACUGUACACUGGAAACUCUAAGCUUGUCUGGCUGCCUGGUCACACAGGAAGGCUGUGCUUCUCUGGCCUCAACUCUGAGCUCCAACCCCUCCCAUCUGAGAGAGCUGGACCUGAGCUACAAUCACCCAGGAGACUCUGGAGCUGCGCUGCUCUCUGCUGGACUGGAGGAUCCACGCUGGAGACUGGACACUCUCAGUGUGGAGCACGGUGGAGUGUGGAGGCUGAAACCAGCUCUAAAGAAGUAUGCCUGUGACCUCACACUGGACCCCAACACGGCCUACAGAGACUUCUCUCUGUCUGAGGACAACAGGAAGGUGACGGAGGUUGGAGAGGACCAGUCGUAUCCGGAUCACCCAGACAGAUUUGACUCCCAGUACCAGGUGUUGGGUAGAGAGGCUCUGACUGGCCGCUGUUACUGGGAGGUAGAGUGGGAAGGACGGGUUGAGAUAGGAGUGACAUACAGAGGAAUCACAAGGAGAGGACAGGGUGGUGACAGCUGGCUUGGACGGAACAACAAGUCCUGGACUCUUUAUUGUUCUGAUGGUGGUUACUCUGUCUGGUACAACGGUACAGAGACAGCCCUCCCUCUCCGCGCCGCUGGCUCCACCAGAGUAGGAGUGUAUCUGGACCGGCCUGCUGGCUCUCUGUCCUUCUACAGAGUGUCCCCAGGUGGAGGAGGGUCCUCAGACACACUGACACACCUCCACACCUUCUGGUCCUCCUUCACCCAGGAGGACCGGUAG
This is a messenger RNA of Gadus morhua (Atlantic cod), 2908 nucleotides long. Its product is annotated as NLR family CARD domain-containing protein 3-like. The coding region runs from base 11 to 2908 and encodes 965 amino acids. Gene Ontology annotation, molecular function: protein binding. The record is from RefSeq and is a predicted model, not a curated record. The transcript has 8 exons. Lineage: Eukaryota; Metazoa; Chordata; Actinopteri; Gadiformes; Gadidae.